AUGGAGGACGCAACAGAUCGAUCUUUACUCCGCACGCAGGGGCGCGCAUCUCGCAAACGCGUCGCGCCCAUCAUUCCAGUUCUGGCUUUGUGUCUGUUUGUCAAUCUCGCCAUGAGCCUCUAUCAACUCCCGUCAAAUCGACUGAUUGAAAGACGCCUUUGUAUUGAUUACUAUCGCCGCACUGAUCCGUCGCAAAUUCAGCCCGAUGGUAGCCUGGAUGAGAAGCUAUGUAAAAUUCGCGAAAUACAGAAGGACCUGGGGCGUAUCCAAGGCGUAAUGGAAACGCUUUGGGUCGCGGGAGAUUUCGCCAUGACUAUUCCCCUCAGCUUUCUGGCUGAGAAAUGGGGCCGUCGCGCUAUUCUCCGGCUCAACCUUCUUUCUCGUGGCUUUAUGUUGCUAUGGGCUGUUGUGGUGGGAAGCUUCGACGCUUCGCUUCCAACGAGGGCUAUCAUAGCCGGUCCAGUUCUGUCAAUUCUUGGUGGAGACUGCGUUUUCAACUCUCUUACUUAUAAUCUGGCCUCGAAUCUCACAGAUGAUCAUGUGCAACGUGCCAUAUACUUUGGAUAUAUGAGUUCUGUCUCGUAUGUUGUGGCGCUUCUUGGCCCAGCACUUGCCUCAUCGACCAUGACCUUAUCACUGUGGUUGCCCUUUUGGUUAGGCCUCAUAUUGCUCUUAUCGGCGAUACCAAUCAUACAAUUGUUGCCUUCGCCGAAUGAGCUUGAUGGGGAUGGGGAUGAUCUUGAUGAAGAGCAGCAUGAACCUCUUCUAUCAUCGCCCCUUCUUAAGGCCCAAGAUGACCAAAACUCUCUUCUUCACUCGAUUAAAGAGCGACUGCAGACCAUCAAGACUAUUAUCAGUAGCCACUCAAGGAACUUCACAUUGUUGCUUUUUAGCUUCUGGCUCACGUCGCUUGCCAGCUCAGACACAAAGCUUCUUGUUCAGUACAUCUCCGCCCGCUACAAUUGGACGUUUGCUUCUGCUGGAUAUCUUUUAUCUGGCAAGGCAGUCGUCAAUUUCACGUUACUUACAGUUAUCAUCCCCAAGCUACUCCGAUCUGCUCGUGAGGUACAACAGGCAGACUCCACUGAGGCAGUAGACAAGUCAAAUAUUCGGAAUGCCAUGUACUGUCUUCUCGUCUCAGUAUUCGGCGCUGUUGGAAUUGCCAUUGCGGGCAGAAUCUGGAUGCUGAUUCCGUCGAUGUUUGUCUACGCUCUUGGAUCUGCACUGCCCAUCUUUACCCUAUCGCUUCUCAAGUCGCCCGCUAUAUCACCCCCCCACACAGAGAACUCAGAAAGCACUUCUGACCCGGAAUCUCACAUAUUCUCCAUUGUUAUGUUGGUCAAAACCGCCGGAUCUCUUCUGGGUGCGCCCCUGAUGGCUGCACUUUGGGUUCGUGGUUUGGACAUUGGUGGAGCAGCGAUGGGCAUGCCCUUCUUUAUCAGCGCACCGUGCUAUACUGUAGCUAUAUGGGUGUUCACGGAGAUGAAAGUGGGCUAA
Molecule: messenger RNA, 1497 nt
Organism: Fusarium sp. VM40
Lineage: Eukaryota; Fungi; Ascomycota; Sordariomycetes; Hypocreales; Nectriaceae
Source: the annotation of a GenBank genome assembly